Sphaerodactylus townsendi is the source of this 739-nucleotide messenger RNA. Its product is annotated as protein adenylyltransferase SelO-like. The record is from RefSeq and is a predicted model, not a curated record. NCBI's taxonomy places the organism in Eukaryota, Metazoa, Chordata, Lepidosauria, Squamata, Sphaerodactylidae. The transcript has 6 exons. Bases 227 to 496 code for a protein of 89 amino acids.
AAGAUGUGAAAGCUGACUUUACAAUGACAUUUCGGCAACUUGGUGAGAUUUCAUUAGCCAGUUUGAAGGACUUUAGGAUUUCUCAGGACUGAAGCCGGGGACUCCUUCCUGAGCAGCAACUGUGGCCGCGCUGAUUCACAGCCGCUCUUUGCUAUGAGGAUAUCAACAUGAAUUCUGGGCUCUGCAGGACAUCGCUAAGCACAACCUUUUUCCCAGUUGGAUUUCUAUGUAUCUCUUGAGAUUACAAAGGAACGCAGGAGAUUCAGAAGCUGACCGAAAAAGAAGAAUGGCCAGUGUUAACCCAAGGUACGUGCUCAGGAACUGGAUGGCAGAGUCGGCUAUUCGGAAGGCUGAAAGGAAUGAUUUUUCUGAGGUUUGGCUCCUGCAGCAGGUUUUGCAGCGCCCCUUCCAGAUGCAGACUAUGGCAGAGAGAGCUGGGUAUGCCCAACGUCCCCCGCCCUGGGCCAAAGAGAUCAAAGUCAGCUGUUCAUCUUGAUGAUGAAGAGAAUCUGCUCCAAGAUGACAGGAAAGGCCGAUGCUCAGACAAGAUCACAGCAUCACCAGCAGACACCAGUCUUGACUUGGUUUGGUUUUGCUCUGUUGCUACUUUUGUGUCUGCACUUGGCCAGAACAGAGUGGGAGACUCACAAGCAGGGUGUAACAGUUUAAAAAAAGGUUUAUUGCUAGAAGAAUUGAGACCCUAACUCCUCCCUGGGUCUGACUAAAAUAAAGUACUUGC